Molecule: messenger RNA, 1434 nt
Organism: Candidula unifasciata
Lineage: Eukaryota; Metazoa; Mollusca; Gastropoda; Stylommatophora; Geomitridae
Source: the annotation of a GenBank genome assembly
AUGACUGCUCUCAUAGCUCCACACAGAAUUUCAUUUGUGAACAAGAUUGGAAUAAUUCUAAAAGCAACAUCUGAUGACGAAAGUCCUACGGCUGGUUAUUUGUACAAAGACAUUAAUGACAUCAGCUUUGAAUCUGUGGGGUACUGUGACAGCCUUGUUGAAUUUCUGGUGGACAGACUGAAGAGCAGAUCAUGUCAUGUGAAGUUUAAAGUUCUGAAACUGAUGGCACAUAUUGCCAAGAAUGGCAGCAGAGAUUUCCAGCUUGGUCUGAGGAAGCACUCGGACAUCAUUAAGGAAUGCAUGAAAUUUGGAGGGCCACCUCAUCCUUUGCACGGAAAUGUUCCCUACCUGAUGGUUCGCAAAAUUUCAAAGGAACUGUGUGAGAUCUUAUAUAAUAUGGAAGCACCCAGCAGUGGGUCUCAAGCAGACGUUGCGGGCUCGGAAAGGCAACAGGACCCAAAAUAUGGAGGCUUGGGUCCAGCACGUACUGGAGGAGCUAUUCAAGGAUUUGGCAAUACUCCUACACAGCCCAAAUCCCUAGGAGAAACCAUACUUGAUGGAAUUGAAAAACUUGGAGCCAAAAUUUCAGAAACACCUUCAGAUCGCAGUUCUACUGUUAACUAUAGGCCACCUGUUGUUGUCACAGGCAAUAUGGAGCCAGCUUAUCCCUCUGUAGCUCUUGAAGGAAGCAGUAGUAAAUCAACAGUCAUGAAAAAGCAUCAACCUGGGCGUGCAGGAGGUGGUUGGAAUGAUGAUGAUGAGGGUGAGGAGGAGAAUAAUGAAAACAACAAUGACAAUGGCUCCAAACAGUUCAGCUUUGAAACAGACAGCUUGGUUGAUCAUACUUACAGGCUGCAACAAGAUGAAGUUCAGGCAGAUUGGAAAGAAGAAUCAGAGCUUGUGGUAUCUGUAGUCAAAGAAGGAUCCACUGGUGAAAACGGCAUUUUCCUGUCCCCAUCUACUGUAACAGCAUUUCUGAACAAAUGCUCCACCUUGAGCUGUGAUAAGGUUGUGGAGAUAUUGGUUCAGAAGUUAGCAAGCCAAGAUGCUGGGGUUGUUUUGAGAUCACUUCAGCUGCUGGAAGGAAUCAUUUACAACAGGGAAGAACUGGUUGAGAUUGACCAGCUUACAGUGAUGUGUAAAGAAAGUCUAGUCAGCUGCUUCCAGCAUGGCAGUUCCCAAUGUCAUCCCGUUUCCAGUCAGCUAAGAAACUCAGCUCAAGCUAAGCGUUCGUUGAAUAAGAAUCUGGAAAUAGAAAAUGAAAUAAGCAUAGAGAAGCUUUGGAGUGCGGUUCAGUUUAAGUCAGCUAAAAUUAUUCUAAUUUUGCAACAACUUUCUUCUCAUAAGGAAAUUCUGGCGUCUGUGAAUUUUGAAAACUGUUUGAAUUCAACACUUCCUGCUGAAAACACAAGUCAAAAGCUUGAAACUGCUUGA